AUGAAAAAUAAAACCCAUUCGAAUUUUACAUUACCUCAUCCAAAUGAUAAUAAUGAAUUAUUUGCUAGUACAUUAUAUCAUGCAAUAUGUGUUUUUUGUAAUGCACCAUCACCACCAUUACCUAUUCGAAAACUUCUUUUACUUCUUUGGAAAAUUCUAUUGUAUACUCUUGGCGGUGUUGAUGAUGCAUUUGAACAAAAAAAUAUAGCUCGACGUGAAUACGACCUUGAACCUAUUGCUGAAAAUCCAGCUAAAGUUAUUGCAAGAAUGCCACCUAUCUCACCACCAUUAGCAGGUGCUGAAUGUUUAGAAAUACAAGGUCAAAAUGAAGGUGGAAGUAGUGCGCGACGAGCUAAACGACAAAGUUUUACAAAACAAUCGGCAUUAGAUUCAGAUGUUACUAGUGAUGAUGGUUCGACAAGUGGAAAUAAUACAUCAAAUGAUGAUGAUACUACAACAAUUAUGGCAUCAACACCAACAUCAUCUCUUAGUUCAUCAGAAUCCAUGACAUCAUUAGCUAGUGAUGCAUCAAGUAUUGAUCCAGCAUCAACUUUACUUAUGAAAGAAUUACCUUGGGUACCAAAAGUUAGACAAAAAGAUUUAGAAGUAUUUCUUGAACAUACUCGAAAGAAAUUUGUUGGUUUUACAAUAAAAGAUGAUCUAACAACAUUAAUUGGUUUACCAAAACCUAUUCACGAAAGCAUCAAAAUCCUAAAACAACAUUUAUACAUACCAUUAUCCGAAAUUCAGAUGACAAUUGAAGAUGAAGUUGUCAAAUAUCCACUUUCAAAGAAAGAAACUGAUAUAUCUGACACUGCUGCUGAACGAUUAUAUCGAGCAACUCUCGCACAAAUUCCACAAUUUCUUAUUGCUUUACUUAAAUUACUUUUAACAUCAACACCAACUGCUAAACCAAAAACAGAAACUAUUAAUAUACUUUGUGAUGUUAUUCCAGAAGAAAUGCCAUGUUCAAUGGUACAAACAAUGAAACUUGGAUUUGAUAUUAAUCGACAUAAAGAAAUGAUUGUCAAAUCUGUUUCAGCUAUUUUAUUACUUCUUUUAAAACAUCUUAAAGUUAAUCAUAUUUAUCAAUUUGAAUAUGUUUGUCAAAAUCUUGUCUUUUCAAAUUGUAUAACAGUUAUAUUAAAAUUUUUCAAUCAUAAUAUUCUUUCUCAUAUUCAAGCAAAAAAUACAAUUACACCUCUUGAUUUUCCUACCUGUGUUAUUGGUCCUCAACCAGAAUUAACAGCUGAUUUAUUUGAUCUACCAGAAACAGAAAAUUAUUGUUGGCGUAAUAUGUUUUCAUCAAUAAAUCUUCUUCGAAUUUUAAAUAAAUUAACAAAGGGGAAACAUGCAAGAACAAUGGUUCUUGUUGCUGUUAAAUCUGCUCCAAUUCUACGUAAAACUUUACGUGUUAAACAAGCUAUGAUGCAAUUAUAUGCAUUAAAAUUAUUAAAAUUACAAACACGUUAUCUUGGUCGACAAUGGAGAAAAUCUAAUAUGAUGGCUAUUUCAGCUAUUUAUCAACGUGUUCGACAUCGUCUUAAUGAUGAUUGGGCAUAUGGAAAUGAACAAGAAACGCAAACAUGGGAUUUUCAAACAGAAGAACGAGCACUUAGAAAUAAAAUUGAUACAUUUAAUCAACGUCGUUAUCAUCGUUUAUCAAUAUCUCAAUCAAAUAGCAAUAAUACUAAUAAUAAUCUAGCUAAUGCUAGUACACAAAAUGCUUCAACGAAUGAAUUUGAUUUUGAUAGUUUUAUUCCAUUAAAUAAUGAUUUAUUAACUGCACUUUCAUCAAAUUCUAAUUUAGGUGAUCAUGAUCUACCUGAAUCAUUUAAACGACAUUAUGAACAAUGGCUUAAUGAUGAAGUAUUUAAUGUUGAACAACAAACAGAUUGGGAUGCUUUAUUACAACCAAAAUCAAUUGUCAUUUAUUAA
Molecule: messenger RNA, 1938 nt
Organism: Rotaria sp. Silwood2
Lineage: Eukaryota; Metazoa; Rotifera; Eurotatoria; Philodinida; Philodinidae
Source: the annotation of a GenBank genome assembly